AUGUCUUAUCUUCAAGCUUUUCUGAACGACCGUCCAAAACAUUCUUUUGAUGUGGUUCAGUUAAGACUAAGACGGGCAAAAGCAUUAAAUCAGGAAAUUGCCGAUUAUUUUAAAGAACGUGCUAUAAUCGAAGACAAUUAUGUAAGAAGCCUUCAAAAAUUAGCAAAUAAGACGCCAUUAAUAGAUAAGUCUAAUUUGGGUUCUUUUGCAAGCGUCUGGAAUGCAAUUUUUUCCGAGCUUAAUGAUAUAGUUAGUAUUCAUGCUUCGCUUUAUGUAAUGAUGAACGAAGAAAUUGAUCAUCCUUUACGUGAACAAGCAACAUCUGAUCCAGGAUGGACACAAUUAAAAAAUCUUGAAAGUAAUCUAAGCAAACUAGCACGAGAAUAUGAAGAAAAGCUGACAAAAGUCAACAAGCAUAAAAUAAAAACUGAAAAAUCAUCUGGAAAGAAAGCUGGAUCCUUCGAAAGUAAAUUAACUGAGGCCCAAAAAGCUCUGGACCAAACUCAAGCAGAAUGGCGUUCUUGUUUGUCGGAGUACCUCGAAAAAUCUCAAGUAGUUGAUACAAGGCGUUUAAUGAAUAUUAAAGAAAUGCUCGUACGUUUUGAGACAGCACAAGCUGAAUCAUAUCAAAGAGGAGUUGUGAUGGCUGAACGGAGUAUGAAUACACUUAUGGAAUUCGAUGUGCAGACUGAAAUUGAAGAAUUUUGUUCUAAUAGUUUGCAUGUUGCUGAAGGAACCUCUCUUGAAGAACUACCUAAUUCAUCUUCAAACAAUCCAUUCAAAAGCGCUCUAGGAACUAUACGACGCAAAAGAACUGCAUCAGCACAUUCGGAAUCUGUAUAUUCGCAACGACUGGAUAGUGACAAUGCACGGAGUGGAAGUGAUGGAUUACGAAGUCCUUCUAAUUCCUCUUUUAUUUUACAAAAUGAAGUUUCACCACCAAGUGAAAUGUCUGUGUCAAAAGUUCUUGUUGACUCGGAAGGAUAUUCGAUACCUCCUGAAUCUAAGCCAUGGGAUGGCUUUUCUUCAAAUGAUGAGAAUGAUUCAGAUGCCCGUUCAGAUGGUGCGCAGGGUUCGUUAGCUGCACAGGAUAAGGCCAUACGCGUUGAGAUCAAGCCACCCAUUCCUGAGGCGAACGAAGCGGAGGCUGCCGCGGCGAUUUCUCUUGUAAUGACGACACUCAAAUCGACUCCAACAAUCAAACAACGAGCUGUUCGUGGUCGUCGAGACACAACGAAAAGUACAAUAUUUAGUUCAGAUAAUAUUCAUGUUGAUACGCCUACUGUUUCAGAAAUUUCUGACAACAUUGUAACGUCAUCACCGACGUGUGAAUUACCCGAUACUAUAAAUUAUCAAGGAAUUAAUACUGAUAUUCAAACAAAAGCACAUGGAUUAAAUGCAUCUAUAUUAGAAACAGUUAAUAUAAUAUCGAAAGGAGGUGAUGUGACAAAGCUACUAGUGACAGGCGAAAUCAGCGUAACAUACAAUGAUUCGAUGAUACGAGACAAUUCGACGCCGAUUCGGGUUCGAAUAAAUAAUUUUGACACACUAGAAAAAGCUGUUCCGAAUGUGUCUUAUCUUUCACCUGUUCCAGAAGUUGCUGGAGUCUAUGAUCUUAAUAUUGAAUUGUUAUCUCAAGCUGGUGGUACGCCGGUGGUUGUGAUGAAAUAUCAACUUCGUAUUGAUCCUCAACACAAAAGCACCUAUGUACCACUUCACGUUACUCCAAAAUGGAAAUGUGAACCAAAUCAAACCUCUUUAGUUGUUUCUUAUGAAGUUAACCCUGAAUUCAGACUUUCCGGAACAUUGGCCGAGCUUUCUUUCAUGAUACCUGUUGACGGGGAAGUUAAAACAGUACAAUCUAAACCAACUGGUGUAUGGAGUGUAGAGAAGCAAAGAAUGUAUUGGCAAGUUAGUAAUGCAGAUCUGGCCACUCCUUAUGAACAAAAAAGAAUUUUGGCUCGAUUUGAGACAUCGCAAACUUCUCAGCCGGCGCCAGCUGCUGUUAAGUUUUUAUGUGAAGGACAAUUAUUAAGUAACAUUUCUUUAGAAAUUGUACAAGAUAUACCAAAUGGAAAUGGCAUCCUUAAACAAAAUGGUAGUUCAGAAUAUGAAAAUACAUUUAAAUUUCAGCGUAUUCUUUGUCAAAUAACCAGUGGCAAAUUUCUUGCAUCACCAUAA
This is a messenger RNA of Dentiscutata erythropus, 2181 nucleotides long. Lineage: Eukaryota; Fungi; Glomeromycota; Glomeromycetes; Diversisporales; Gigasporaceae. The record is from the annotation of a GenBank genome assembly.